AUGCAAGUUUCAAGUGCAAAGGACAAAAAACCAAUUGUCACAGAUAUGGUGUUCUAUGGGGUAAUUCAAGAAAUUUGGGAGCUAGACUACCAAGCCUUUCGAGUUGUAGUGUUCAAAUGUGAUUGGGUGAAUAAUAAAAAUGGCAUGAGAGUAGAUGAUCUUGGUUUUACCUUAGUGAACUUUAAAAGAAUUGGGUUCAAACUCGAUUCUUUUAUUUUGGGACAUCAAGCUAAACAAGUGUUCUACGUUGAUGACCCUCAUGAUCCUCUAUGGUCUGUGGUACUUUCAUGUCCCCGUAAAGAGUAUACUACUAUCACCGAUGAUAGUGAUUUUGAAGAUAUUUCUCUUUGUCAUCAAGCUGUUACAAAGGGGUUUCCAAACAUGAGUUUAAAUGAUGAACAUGAUGAAAAUGAAUUACCAUAUGUUCGUGAAGACUGUUUUGUGGUAACUAUGGUUACUAAAGAGAGUGAUGACACCGGGGUGGAUUCCAAAGACACAAAAUCAAGCACGCAGAGGAAAGAAAUGCAAAGUUAUAUUGGUGUCCUUGCUCGACAAGAGGUGAAGAUAGGAUAUGAGGUUGAUAAGAAUUGGAAGGCAGGGUGCUCGGAAUCUGCAGGUGUAAAGUGGAGACAAUGGAAAUCAAAUUUAUACAAAAAAUAUAUUGCUCCCUACAAAGGCGAUCCUGCCAAGCUGAAGAAUCCACCACCAGGUAGUGGUAUUCUUCGUGAAGACUGGUCUCAAUUUGUGAUGAGUAGAAUAACAGAAAAAUUUGAGAAGCACGAAUUAUGCGGUGACGAUGAAGUAGACAGCAUCCUAAGGAGAGGAGACAAAGGGAAAGAAGAUGAAUUAGUGGAGGCAAGAAAGCAGAUAGUUGAACAAAAUCAAAAGAUCAAUCUACUAGAGGAUAGACUUGGAAAAUUGGAAGCAGCAAUGAAAAGGCAAACAGAUGAUGAAGACAAGGGAAGUUGCUCUGUUAAACAACCAUGGCAUUUAAUGGAUGAGGACUUGGAGGAAGAGAAGGAAAAUGAGGAGGAUGAGGACGAGGUGUUAUUCGUUGACAAAGUCGAUAUUUUACAGGAUUUGACUAUCGUUUCUGCCAAGAAUAAAAGAGUAGAAAGCCGGGUUGUUAAGGAAAGGAUGGUGAAAUGUUAUGAUUCUUUGCUUCCGUCAUUGAAAGGAUUGUAUCUACAUGCUGAGAAAUCCAUGAGCACAGGACAAGAAACAAUUUUGAUACCAUUUGAUAAUGACACCUUUGGUAAGCCUUUUGAAGUUUUCGUAGUUUGUGAAGACAUCAUCCCAUUUUGUGAUUUGGAGCCAAUCACAGGAAAUUGCAUAGUACUGUACAUCUGCCACUUAUAUAAGAGAUUGAAGGACAAUAGUGCUCUUCAUCGAUGUCGAUUUGUUAAUCCAUUUGAAGUAUCAUAUGUGCCCAAUGCCCCACACGAUGAACGGAUACAUGCUUUGGCAAAUAGGCUUGAGAAUGUGUCCUCUGAUCAACUUGUCAUAGUUCCAUGCAAUAUCAGGAAACAUUGGAUUCUUACAGUUGUUGAUCCUCACAAAGAAAUAAUAUAUAAUUUGGACCCAAUUAGUCAUAAGCACAUUGAUGAUAGUUGGAAAACUAUUGUCAACACGGCUAUUUUUAUAUUCAAUGCCAAAUUGGGAAAAAGAGGUAAAAAACAACCUACUUGGGAUAUUAUAAAGUCUCCAAGACUACCUGAUUCCGUGCAAUGUGGAUUUUUCGUGAUGCGUUACAUGAAAGAAAUUAUUGAAGAGCUUAUGAGGAAUGGUCGCAUUUGCCUACAUCCACAUUUUGACAAUCGGAGUUAUACUAAAGAGGAUAUUGAUGAAGUUCGUGUCGAGUGGGCGAAUCUCAUUCUUAGUUACAUAUAAAAAGUAGAGGAUAUGCUGGAAGCGAAGCUAAAAUAUAAGAGACUUUUGCUGAAUUUUCCACGAAGAUUCUUGUUUUUGAAAAAAAUAUUGUACUUUCUUUAUUUUGAUAUAUUUAAUCUCAUGUCGUAUAUUAGCUUCAUUUCAGUGUUCAUUUAUCAGAUUAUGAUAUAUUGUGAAAGUAUAUAUGACAAUUUUAAUUUUUUGGUGCA
Molecule: messenger RNA, 2099 nt
Organism: Salvia miltiorrhiza (redroot sage)
Lineage: Eukaryota; Viridiplantae; Streptophyta; Magnoliopsida; Lamiales; Lamiaceae
Exons: 13
Coding region: 1-1890 (629 amino acids)
Biological process (GO): proteolysis
Molecular function (GO): cysteine-type peptidase activity
Source: RefSeq, a predicted model, not a curated record